Molecule: messenger RNA, 900 nt
Organism: Xenia sp. Carnegie-2017
Lineage: Eukaryota; Metazoa; Cnidaria; Anthozoa; Malacalcyonacea; Xeniidae
Exons: 5
Coding region: 350-691 (113 amino acids)
Source: RefSeq, a predicted model, not a curated record
GAAAGACAAUUUUAGUAUUCUGUACAAAAGAAAAGAUUUUUUUGGUAUGGGGGAUGAUAAUGGAGCGAAAACUCGAGAGGCAGCAGCUUUACUUCGCCGAGCAGCAAAUUUACUGAAUCCAGACUCUUCUGGAUCAGCAAGUCUUAGAUCUUCAUCGACUGCUCAAGAUGGUAUUCUUGCCGAUCAUGGAGCUCCUCAACGUUUCCAAUCGUCAACACUAGACAGCACAUUGCAAGAACAACAUCAGGCUUCGUCAUCUCAAGCUUCCACAUCAAGAUAAUCUUGUUCGAUAAGAGAGCAGGAGUUUAGGCGGUUGUUUGCACCGUAUAAUCGAGCUAACAAUGGAAAGAUGUUUUCUCAUCCACCAGCAAAACGUGGUCGAUCUAAUUCGUGGGGACAACAAGAUUCAAGUGCAGCCAAAGUGAAGGCAAAAUUAGAAGAGAUCUAUCCCAGGCUGUUAUCAGGCGGUGGUUUUGAGAUAUUAAGAAGUGGUUUAUCACCCAAAGAUUUGUAUCUUAUUACCCUCCACCAAAUAUUGGAUAUUCUGUCUACUUUCUUCGUGAUAGGGCAGGCAAUUGCAUAUAUUAGACCAGUUCAAGCUGAUCUAGAUUCCUCAUCCUUGGAAACGGAUGAUCAUGCUCCUGCAGGAGAUGCUCCAGAAACAAGGAUAUAUCUAUUGGACCAACAGUAAAAUGCUUAAAUUGCUCAGUGCAGAUUGCAAUGAAUUCAAUCAGGAAUCAUAUGAAAACUUGAGGGCAGUUCAAUGAAGAAGAUGGAUUAAUAUCAUGAUGAACAUCGACAUUUAAAAGUUCUUUUGCGUUUGAGAUUAACUGCAGAACAGCCUCUUCAAGCUCGAAUACUUCAGCAAAUCGCAACGUAGUAUGAUAAAGAGAAUCAAUA